AUUUUCUGUUUUUAGGUCGGUGGGGAAGGGGGAUGUGGAAUUGGAAAGAUAAGCUCUGCAGAUAUUAUUUUUAGCAUGAAAGAUUGAAUUCUUUUUUACAAGUUAGGGUUGAGGAAAUUACCCCUCGCCCUAUUUUUCGUGAUGUAGUGCUUGAUCGAUUGGUAUUGCAGGGUGGGCUCUGGAAAACCGGGAAGUUUAAGGCUGACCAUUUUUAGCACUUGAACUGCCAAUUUCCAUGCUGAAGGGAAGACGAAAUAACAAGUUUAUUGGUCCGAUUUGAGCACUAGGUUCUUGGGACUUCGAUUAGGUUGCUUGUCCAAGUCUUCAACAUGAAUAAAGUUGUGCCAAACUGCAAUAUGUUUUCUUUUCUUUUCUUUUUUUAAAAAAAUAAAAUUAAUGCUUCCAUGGUUAUAAUUAUUUGUCUUUCUUCGUUUGUGCAAUCUUUUCUUAUGGCAUUUUGAUGAAACUUUUUACCCCUAUCCUAACGUAUUGUGAAUUUUCCUACUGUUUCUUUUCUUUGAAUUAGGUCUGAUAAAGAAAUUUUGAUUUAGUUGUGAACUGAGGUUAGUCUAUUAAAUUUGAGCUUUCUGUCUCCAUUAAUCGUUUCUUGGCUCGGGUAUGUUUUUCUAGUUAAGAGAAGAUCCGUUGAAUAUUGUGUCUUGUGCGAAUGUGGAUCUCCAGAGGUACACUGAAUGCCAUUGAAAUAUUCUUUGUUGAGAAACACGUUACCUACUUGGCAUGGCAAGCAUGGCUUCGAGCUGACAACUUUAUUGCAAAGGUAAAAGUGCAAACCUGGAUUAACAACAUAGAAGAUGAUGAGUUUGUUGGUGUUGGUGCUCGAUUUGGCACUACAAUUGAAGCAAAAGAAAAGUAUGCCAACCGAACUCGGGUUUUUUUGUCAGAUCCGGCUGAUUGCUGUACCACGCUUAAGAAAAAGCUUGCUGGAGAUAUCCUAUUAGUGCACCGAGGACAUUGCAAAUUUACGACCAAGGCAAAGGUUGCAGAAGCAGCUGGUGCUUCUGCCAUCCUCAUUAUUAAUAACCGUAAAGAAUUGUAUAAGAUGGUCUGUGAUCCCAAUGAAACAGACUUAAAUAUAAGCAUAUCUGCAGUUAUGCUGCCACAAGAUGCAGGUGCCAGCUUAGAUAGCAGUGUCAAGAGUGGUGCCUCAGUUGCGGUGCAGUUGUACUCUCCAGAUCGUCCUCUUGUUGAUACAGCAGAGGUGUUUCUGUGGCUUAUGGCUGUUGGUACCAUCUUAUGUGCAUCUUAUUGGUCAGCAUGGAGUGCUAGAGAAGCAUCUAUUGAAUAUGAAAAGUUAAUAAAGGACGCCCCAGAUGAGAUGCUCAAUACGGAAACCACAGGCACCAGUGGUGUGGUAGACAUAAAUACAGUGUCUGCAGUUUCGUUUGUUGUGAUUGCAUCGUGCUUCUUGAUCCUGCUUUACAAACUUAUGUCCCACUGGUUUGUGGAGCUUUUGGUGGUUCUAUUUUGCAUUGGGGGAGUCGAGGGCCUACAAACAUGCUUGGUAGCUUUAUUAUCACGAUGGUUUAAACGUACUGGGGAAUCUUUCAUUAAAGUGCCCUUCUUUGGAGCUGUUUCUUACCUUACACUAGCAGUCUCACCAUUCUGCAUUGCUUUUGCUGUUGUAUGGGCUGUUUAUCGCUCCAUAUCUUUUGCCUGGAUUGGCCAAGAUAUCCUGGGUAUUGCUUUGAUAAUUACGGUUCUCCAAAUUGUUCGAGUACCUAAUCUCAAGGUGGGUACUGUGCUUCUCAGUUGUGCAUUCCUGUAUGACAUCUUUUGGGUUUUUGUUUCAAAGAGGUGGUUUCAUGAGAGUGUGAUGAUUGUGGUUGCACGUGGUGAUAGGACUGGUGAGGAUGGUGUACCCAUGUUACUUAAGAUUCCACGCAUGUUUGAUCCAUGGGGUGGUUUCAGCAUUAUUGGUUUUGGUGAUAUCCUCCUGCCUGGGCUACUAAUUGCAUUUUCAUUAAGAUAUGACUGGGCUGCAAAGAAAAAUCUACGGGCAGGCUAUUUCUUGUGGUCCAUGGUGGCUUAUGGUUCUGGUCUUCUUAUCACAUAUGUUGCUUUAAAUUUAAUGGAUGGACAUGGUCAACCAGCUCUUCUCUACAUCGUCCCCUUCACAUUGGGCACCUUCUUGACUUUGGGGCGGAAAAGAGGUGAACUGAAACAUCUAUGGAUAAAAGGAGAACCAGAGAGAAUAUGUCCGCAUAUUCAACCUGUUCAAUAGAUCUCUGUAUUUUGACAAAAAAAAAAAAAAAGAUCUCUGCAUUAUAUCCAACGUUAAAUAGAUAAGCUGCAGGCUCAGGUUUCAACCUGCAAGGGUUAAUAGUCCAGAACUGGUGGAGUCCUAGGAAGAAAAUAGAGGUCGAGCCUUUGCUCAAUGUUGUAUUUUACUGACUGACUCGUGGUUUCAGAAAAUAGCCAGUUGUUGACUUGUUUCUAUGCCCAGAAAAUGGGGGGAAAAAAAAACAAAAAUAAAAAACAUUAGGCA
Elaeis guineensis (African oil palm) is the source of this 2506-nucleotide messenger RNA. RefSeq names its product signal peptide peptidase-like 4. Gene Ontology annotation, cellular component: Golgi-associated vesicle membrane; lysosomal membrane; cytoplasmic side of endoplasmic reticulum membrane. The record is from RefSeq and is a predicted model, not a curated record. NCBI's taxonomy places the organism in Eukaryota, Viridiplantae, Streptophyta, Magnoliopsida, Arecales, Arecaceae. Gene Ontology annotation, molecular function: aspartic endopeptidase activity, intramembrane cleaving. Gene Ontology annotation, biological process: membrane protein proteolysis.